Paramuricea clavata is the source of this 8167-nucleotide messenger RNA. NCBI's taxonomy places the organism in Eukaryota, Metazoa, Cnidaria, Anthozoa, Malacalcyonacea, Plexauridae. The record is from the annotation of a GenBank genome assembly.
ACGCAUAAAGGGUAUGCCAGACGAGAUUGUUGAACCUGACGAUUACGCAAAUAAAAGUACAUGUGACGAACGAUUUAGGUAUCUGACAACGAGGCUGAAGCACUUUUGGAAAAGGUGGAGACGAGAAUAUUUAGUUAACUUGAGGGAAUAUCACAAGCUGAGGGCGGAUGAUCAUGGUGUCGCCAAGGUAAACGUGGGAGAUGUGGUUACUGUUUUUGAGGAGGAUGUGAAAAGGAAUAAGUGGAAGUUAGGUGUCGUAGAAGGAUUGAUUAAAGGCAAGGAUGUUGUCGUAAGAGGUGCGAAGCUACGGGUUAUUACCAGUGGUAAGCCGGUUCAUUUGUCUAGACCCGUGCAAAAAUUGUAUCCUUUAGAAAUUAGGAGCAGCAGCGAAGAUGGUAAGUUGGGAGCGAGCGUACCAGUGCAUGAAGACAAAAAUAAGGUGGUCAGGAAUUUGCCUAAGCGAAGCGCGGCUUUAGACUCAGGCUGUAAAACUAGGAUUAUGCUUGACUCGUAAACAAGUCAAUCGGGGGGAGAGUGUUGCGCAAUUUGUUAAGUUCAUAAGUAUAUAUAUAUAUUGCAACAAUAUACUGUAGAAGUUAUAUAUCAUUAUCAGUCAAGGGCAAAUUUGUAACAAGCUUACGCAUUAAAUGUUGACAUGUUCUUCUUUCGAACGCAAUAAAUGCAAAUUAAGUUCCUGUAGGUCCAAAUUACGUUAAAAUGAGAAAAGAAUGUUCUUGCCGUAGGCGUAUGAACGCUUGGUAUGUUCUUCCUUUAACGUCAUCAGUUAGAUAUUUCUUCCUUUAAAAUGUAUUAUAUAUAACCGUGUAUGUAGAUUGUAGGUAGUUGUUAUAGUCAUUGUCGUAGUACGUAUCUGAAAUAAAGCUAAGUUGUGUGAAAUUUACUGGUUGUCACGAUUGAAUGAAGAAUAGAAUACAGUCCCAAGUUAAGCGAGCGUGGAAGACCUAUAUACUAGCGGGGUUUCCACAACAACUCGAAUCGAAUAUGAGCGAGUCGAAUAUGAGCUAUCGCUCAUAUUCGACGAGAGUGAGUGGAAUAACUGUUUUAUUAUAUACACAAGGUCUGAAUUCACAGACUUUGCUUUUCGGAUAUUUUCAAUAUUUUUCUAUUUUGUUUAUGUUUUUAUCUUCGCUCUUUCGGCCGAGUAUUUUUUUCAAAAAUAUAUAUUUUUAACCAUUUUAAAUUUUAAAAAUUAAUUUGCUAAACUGUAAACAAUUUGUUGGAGAUUUUCCUUGUGUUUUUAAUCUUGUAAAGGCUAUAAAAAGCGAACAACUUGCCGUUUUCUCGUUCCGAAAAGGCGGAAAUUCAGUUUUAGCCGCCAUUUUGUUUUUCUCUACUAGCAGGAUAUGAGCUAAUAUCCUACUAGUAGAGAACCAAUCAGAUUGCAGAAUACCUCAUAUCCAGACCUUGUGUAUAUAAUAAUAUUGUAUACAGCUAUUUCAAUUAAGGUUGUCCACGAGCAAAGCGGAAAAGUCGAAUACGAGCGCGAAAGGCUGCUGGGAAUCGCUUUGAAAAUUCAUUAAUUAGUUACAAUACAAUACAAUACAAUACAAUACAAUACAAUUUUAUUUCACUCUUAGAUAGAAAUACAUAAAUAAUACACAAUUCUUAAAUAAUUGGUACAUAGAUAGAAUUUAUAUUUUAAAUAACAUUUUUAGAGCUUGAAAGCUAAAUGAACCGUUUGGUUUUCUAGUUAGCUUCCAUUGAAUUUUAUUCUUAUUCUUAUUAGAUUAAUAUAGAUUAUGUCAGACAACUGAAGAAAAUACUAAUUUUCCAUUAGAUUUUGUUAAUAGAAAAGCUGAAGAAUAUAUAAUAAUUAUAAUUUUAUAUCAUAUAGAUGAUGCAAAUUUCAAUAGGUAUGUUGUUUAGCCAAUAAGUAGGUUUUAACUUGCUUAAAGAAGGAAAACAAAGGUAGAUUUUUAGUUAUAUCUGGAAGAUCCUUCCAAAAAUCAAUUGCUCCAAAAGAAAUUGCCUGUUUACCAGUAUUAGUUCGAACCAUAGAUAUCUCAUAUACACUAGAUAGCGCAUCCCUCCCUGUAGGCAGGCGAAAAUUGAAGCCUGAUCGCAGUCGCAGUUUACGUGCGGCGGCCAUAUUGGUCGUUCCCACGGAGCGUGAUAAUUUGUAUAUUUUGUAUUGCGGAAAUGGACAAAGUUGACAAUAAAUCCUCUUUUAUGCAGUCAAUUUCGGUUUUUCAAGUGUGCAACUUGUUGUAAAUGAUGCCAGAUCGUUGGAGCUUCAUAUUGUGAAUAACGGGUAGGCAGAAUUUAAUUAUUUUUUUCGACUAGAAAAUACAUGCAUGCAGAAACCCUCGCCUUACUGACAAAACAUUAUGUUUUCUGAAUAUUAUGAAGAAUUGAAAGUAGUUGUCAUGGUAACACGAUAAUUUUAAGAAUAGUUUUAAACAUGGUUUUAAAAUUGAAAAAUCCCCCCAAAAUAUCACUUUUAAUAACAAAAUUAUCAAUUUCCCAAACAUAUGCAUGCCAGGUAUGUUAUUAUGCGUAAUAUAAGCAUCAAAUUAAUGUAAAAUUCAACCAGAAACGUUUCGCAAAACGUUUUAAAAUGUUCUCAAAACAAAACGGCCUUUUAUCGAAUUAUCGGUAAACAUUGAGUUUGAAAUAAGCUGAUUUCAAAUUCUCGCAUGAAAAUAACUUUGCUUUCCUCUUUAUUUAAAUACUUUAAUAUACAAAGGAAAAGGUAAUUAAUAAAACUACACUGAAAUUAUAUGCUGUCUUUUUUCACUUAUAUACGCAAUGAUAUAGGUUUAGUUCGAUAUUCGCCUUAUCGCCCACCACUAUCAGUUAUAAAUAUAUCAAUUAUAAGACAAAAAAUACAUCAUUAUUUAAAACAGACUUACCUUCGUUAACGUCGGCGACUUUGCUCUAUUCUUUUAAACGUUUUUAGACGUUUUUGGCUCUCAGAAAGGUUUUGAAAUUUACAAAAUCGUGCUAAAAUACAACUUGCAAGAAAUGUACUUUAUCAUAUACUCAAAGGCCGUCGGGUUUUAAAACAAUUAUAAAAUAAAUAUUUAAAACAAACUUACCUUUGUUAACGUCGGCUCCCUUCUUUUAGCCCAUUCUUUAGUCUUUUCUUUCUUGAAAUUUACAAAAUCUUGCAAAAAUGCGAGCAAAAAUAAGAUAUAUUUGCAAAAAAUUUAUCAAUCAUAAAAUCAAGAAAUGUUUGCUGUUUCGCUGUCGUCAUGCAGUCGUUAUAAUGCAAACUUUAAAUUGGACCAAUCAGUGUCCGCUAUUCAUGACAGUCCGCCAUAAUUAUUUUUGAGAUCAGUGAGGAUGACCACCCACGCACAGUGACCCACGCCCGCGAUAUUUGAUGAACUUUAGACUUCGCCAUUGAACUAAAAAUAACUGGAACGCUACGUUCAGUAAACUGCGCAUGCAAAUUUUGAAGCCAAAAUUUGACUCCCAUGAAGCCAAAUGACGCCAGUUUUGACUCCCAGACACGCACUUCCACGCGUGUUUCUACUGCGCGAUUUACUCGCGAGACAAUGCAGGGUACGCUCGAAGCAUGCCGUUUUGAACGUUUUCAUGGCAGGAUGCAAAUCGAAAGGGAAACGGGCCUUUUCAGUUUAAAACGGGCCUUUUAAAGCCUGUGUACGACCUUGUAGAAUUUAGCUUCAAAUUUCCGCUUGAACGUAGCGUUCCAGUUAUUUUUAGUUCAAUGGACUUCGCUAAUGCUUUCGUUACCCCGGGUGUAAAUAGCCGGGGGGAAUUAGUACCCUCGCACGGCGCUUCGCGCCGUCGGCUCGGGGAAAAUAACAAUAUUUGUCGACCCGUAUGAAGGGCACCCAUAGGACAAACCCUAUGGACAAACCAUCAUUGUUGAUGUAUAUAUAAAUAUAGUUCCACCAAUUCCAAAUUUGAGCUAUCGCCAUUGCUUCAUGGCAAAAUUGUGAAUGUAUUUGCAUAUUCUUUUGUAAAAGACAGCGACACUGAAAAACAUAUUUUAGUCACAGUUUAUCAAUGGCAAAAAUAGACUUAAAAUCUUAAAUAGUCAAUAUAUAAAACAUUGACAUAAAAAAUGGUUCUUACUAGUACUCCUUACUAUUUGUGUAUUUAUUACAUACAUACAACAUAUCAUAUGUUAUUUUAUAGUUCCAUGGAAUCACAUCAAGAUUAAAAUGUAUUAAUAGAAGCUAGAGAAGAAUAAUUGCAACUUAAUAUAUUCGAUCGCAGGCAAUAUAACAUAAUUGCUAUUGCUUUAUGUAAGUGUAGUUGAUAAUCAAACUUUCUAAAACCUUCAAUUGUAUGAAUGCUUCAAACUAUCUUUAAUAUUUGAUGUUAAGAAAUAUUUCUUUCUGUUGAGUCCUAGACCUUUUGUUUUUAAUUCAAGCAAUCAAUCUGCUAAAUUACUGUAAUUAUUAACAGCAUAGGUCAUUGAUAAUCAGUUGAAUUUUAGAACUGCUUUGGGAAACCCUAUUUUGUAAUGAGACACAUUACUUCUUGCAUUAUUGUAUAUUGUAAGGUCAAUGGGAUAAACUGCUUGAUGCACAGUAGAUUUUAUAAUCUUAAAUAUAGUUGCACUCACUAUUGUAUAAAUAAUUAUAUUGUUAUAAUAAAGUAUUACUUUUGAUUUUGUGCAACAGUGUUUUCUAAUUCUUUGACUCAUCAGAUGCACAAUAAUUAAACUUUUCUAAAAAUAUAAAAUAAAUUUGCCAGUACUCUCAGGAAUUGAAAACAUGAUAAACUCUCAAUUUUUGCCUUUUGAGUUUAGUGGUUACUGUAAAUAUUAUUAAAAAAAUGUCCAAUUUUAAAAAAAAUGUGGAGACCUGAAGAAGUUUUGGUGCCAAUUGAAAUUAAAAAUUUGAAUUAAACUCAGAAAAUUUCAUAGCAAUGGGUAAAGUCAUUCCCGAUGCAAAAAGUAUAAGAAGUAAUAGUGAAAGGUCAAGUGACAGAAUCAAAAAUCAAAAGAAAACUUCCCAGGACAUUUCAGUGGUGCCAGAAACCGUAAGUACAUGUAUUGAUUAGACGAUACUUCACCAGAGAAUCAUUCACAGAUUCAAAACAAAUAUAUAAAGAAUGUCGUAAUUCGAAAUUUUUAGCUUUAAAAUGCGAUUCAAAGACAACAACAUCGCCAAUUAAUGUUUUUUUCUUGUACCCUUUUCCAAAAAAGCUGCGAUUUCAAGGCGAACGUACCUCAAAAAGGUAUUUUUAAACCAGAAAUGCAAAAAAGCCUCAAAAAGUGUAGUACUUUCUAUAUAUAGAAUUUCAUUGAUGAGUGGGAACGACCAAUAUGGCCGCCGCCUAUUUUCAUGGGGGAAACCGCUGAGAUUUUUGGCUUCAGUUUUGUAUUCCGAGAUGCGCUAUCUAGUGUAUAUGAGAUAUCUAUGGUUCGAACAUAUGGUUUAUAUAUAUAUAUAUAUAUAUAUAUAUAUAUAUAUAUAUAUAUAUAUAUAUAUAAAUUAGAUGAGUAUCUGGUAUUAUAACUAUGAACAUCUCUUGAAUAUUGGAAGAAAUUAUCAAAAAUAUGUGGCAACAAACCUUCGUGCCGCAUGAAUAAAUUUCAAGGCAUGUAGGCGAUAUACAUUUUGAACUGUUAAAAUAUCUAGCAAAUUUAGCAAUGGGAGAGCACUUGCAUGAGUAUCUUUACCAUAUAACUUUACAAAAAAUAUUAACCUGAUUGCAUGAUUCUGUUUCACUUGUACUUUUUGUAUAAGCGACGUGCAAGCGCUGCCCCAUGCCAAAAUCGCAUAUGAUAUAUAAGGAUAAAUAACACUAAUAAAUUUGUGAUAAUUGCUUGAUAGAGAGAUAGUGUCGCAGUUUGGAUAAAAUGCCAAUGCCUGAUAGCUCCAGGAUAUCGUGUCAUCUAGUAUUAUACCCAAAUACUUAAUAUGAUCUUUCCGGAUCAAUUUUUUGUACGUUCCAUCAUUAUUUUUAAUUUGUAUCGUCGAAAAAAAUUUUUCUGCCGGGCUUUAUAAUCAUAUAACUCGUUUUACUUAUAUUAAUUGAUAACUUAUUAACAUCGCACCAUUCUUUAACCUUAUCAAGUUCAGAGUUCAUCAAUGCUUCAAGGGUUUUUAGGUUACUACAAUCCUGGAAAAAAAUUAGUAGACUUUUUCAAUUUCAUAUAUAUUUCAUAUAUUUUUUCCAGGAUUGUCUCUAAGGUUAAAUCAGAUAUAACAAUUAGGGACGUUGUUUAUUGGUGGUAUUUUUUAGAAAUAUCUUGUAUUAUACUAAAUUAUAAACUGCAUAUUACGUGGAUGUAAAAUUUACGUAUACUGGGGGGUGUGAUUCUAGGAUUUGUUUCCGGGGGGUGCGAUUGACUAUCAAUAGUGAUUUCGGCGCGUUAAAUCAAAACAUCACAGUACAUUACAAUAAAAUUUACGUACUAAAUCAAACAAAUCUUUAAUGGAUAGAUGAAAUUGAUAAGUCUAAGCCACGGAUAUGUUCCUUGGAUAUGUUCCAACUGAGUGAAAAGCUCCUCUGGUCGACCCACGGCUAAAGAAACCUGUCUAUAAUGUCUCUUUUCCAAAUUUACGACCAGUGUCUAACCUACAAUUUGUGGCUAAAUUGACAGAAAAAGUGGUUUGCAACCAAACUCAAGAUCAUAUAAUGCGGUCGGACUUAUAUCCGGUGCUCCAGUCAGCUUAUCGGACAGGUCACAGCACUGAAACAGCUCUUCUGAAAGUCCACAAUGACAUCUUGUUAAAUAUGAACAAUCAGAAGGUUACUCUACUUGUACUGCUUGACUUGAGCUCAGCGUUUGACACGUUGGAUCAUCAAGUCCUUCUUCGUCGUCUUCCAGUAACGUUUGGAAUAACGGGUAAUGCGCUUGAAUGGUUUCGGUCUUAUUUAUCUGGCAGAUCACAGCGAGUAGUAAUAAAUGGAAGCCAUUCAAGGGAAUUUCCUCUGAUGUAUGGUGUCCCUCAGGGCUCCUGUUUAGGGCCACUACUGUUUAUAGUAUAUUCUAGCAAGCUAUUUGAAGUCAUAAAGAACCACCUUCCUGACGCCCAUGCUUAUGCUGACGAUACUCAGCUGUACAUCUCAUUUAAGCCUGAUUCUACUGCUAGUGAAUUAGAAGCGGUAACUGCAUUGCAAAACUGCAUAGCUGAUAUUAAGACAUGGAUAACCGUGGACAAACUCAAGCUGAAUGAUGAUAAAACUGAAUUUAUUAUAAUUGGAACUCGUGCACAACUGAAUAAGAUAAAGAUAACGGAGUUAAGAAUUGGUCAGGUAAUGGUGUCGUCAGUAUCCGAUGCUCGAAAUCUUGGAUCCUGGUUUGAUAACAUUUUGAGUAUGAAAACGGCAAUUAAUAAGACCUGUCAAUCUGUGAUUUAUCACUUACAUAAUGUCAGGCGAAUAAAGAGAUUUUUAUGCUUUGAAGACAGAAAGACGAUUGUUCAGGCCAUGGUCAUGUCAAGAAUAGACUACUGUAAUAGCUUACUAUUCGGUGUCUCGUCCACGCAUCUUAUGAAGCUUCAACGAGUGCAGAAUGCUGCAGCCCGCUUGGUGUGCUCAGUUCCAAAACAUGAACAUAUCACACCGUCGUUAAUCAGAUUACACUGGCUACCAGUUAAAUUUAGAAUAAAUUUUAAAAUUGCAAUGCUCACAUUCAAAUGUAUAAACAAAACUGCUCCCGAAUAUCUAAGCAGUUUAGUGACCAUCAAGAAGACACCUCGUUACAACCUUAGAUCAAAUACAGGAAAGUUACUACAAGAUAACACUGCUCGGUCGAAAAAGACAUUAGGAGACAGGGCAUUUUCUAAUGCCUCAGCAAUAGUAUGAAACAGUCUUCCUGUUUUUAUAAGAAGUCAGGAAAAUUUUAGUACUUUUAAGUCACUUCUCAAAACACACUAUUUCAGGGAAGCUUUUAAUGCAUAAAUUUUAGAACUUGAGCGGUAACUGUUUUUGUAAAUAUUCUAAAUUUUAUUUAUUUAUAUUUUUAAAUCUAUAGCUAGUUUAAGUAGUUUGUAAAGCGCAUUUGAUCAUACCAAUUGCAUGUUAAUUUGCGCUAUAUAAGUAGUAAAUUAUUAUUAUUAUUAUUAUUUGUCUUGUCCUGUUUGGCGUUUUUACGUUGAAACUGUCUGCCGCGCCCGCACGCGGGCAUACCUCGGCCAAUUCUGGAUGAGUUAGUUAGCUUGGUUUGCACGUGUUUAACUCUUUGUUCUUUUGUUAUGUAGUUGCUUGUGUAUAG